GGUAAGUCAAGCAAAGAAACACAGUAUACUUACGUGGACAACACGGAGGUACGAAGAGAGGAAGCAAGGCAGUUGGAACAAAGAAAGCUGGAAAAUAAACGGAGACAAAGAGAGGCUGAAGAAAGGCUGCGCAUACAGGAAGAAAAACGACGAGAAGAAGAGAGAAGGCGAGGGGAAUAUCAACAACAGCGGCAACGACAGAUAGAACAAGAAGAAGCGAGGAAGAGAGAAGAGGAAGAAAAGCGCUUGCGUUUGGAGAGCGAACUGUGCCUCCGUCGAGAUGAGCUGUUCGAGUACAAAUUUGGGGACAAGAUCAAGCUGGAUAGUUUUAAAGGGCUGGCAAUAGAUGAUGUAACACAGCUCAGAAUCGGUGUGUUCGGACCUACUGGAUCGGGCAAGAGCUGCUUUAUCAACACGCGUGAACGAGCUGUGAGGCAGACGGUUAAAGGCACAGCUCCUGACAACACUACAAUUCAAGAAGGAGCCAUAAUUCUACGGGAUUAUCUCCCUGAGUUAUUCUUCCACUUAGUUGAUGUAUAUGGUUUCUUCCACUACAACGCUAACGAAACCGUGGAAUUUAAGAACAUCUUGGACGGAAAGAUACAACCUGGGGAUAAUGUUGUCCGUUCUAAAGACGACCAUGAAAAUACUAUGGACCUUCACCCACGUCCACCAUUUGCCAACCGUCUGCAUGGCAUCAUCAUUGUGGUCAAGGCGAAUGACCUGCGUCUAAGAGAGGGUGCCUUGAAGGAUCACCUAAAACCAGUGCGAGAUAUUCUGCAUAGAACUGGUUAAGUGUUUGCUAGUAAUGAAAAUCAAUAGAACACCUAUGCAGACACAGACCGACAGGGACUUUUCAGGUCUCAACACGGAGUUACAAAGAAUUGGUUUCCAAUAAAGCCGUGCAUGCAAUAAAAUAUCAAAAUAUGUAAUAUGACAAAAAUUACAUAUUCAAUUACAGAUAUACAAAACUUAAAAAGUGCCCUGGAGAUCGACGUUGCGCAAAGAUUUCAUAAUAAACCUCGAGAAAUGGUUUAGCAUUAAUUAUAGUAACUGUUGGGAGAGUAUUCCAUAGCUUAGCACCGCGAUAAGAAAGAAGUCUUUCUUGAAGUAUUCGGUGAUUUUGGAAGUAUGGUCAGACAUGUAGAGCGCAUCAUCACGAGCUACAGCAAUCAGAUUGCACUCUGUGGUAGAUUAACUCCCUCUCCAUCACAGGGUACCUUGAAACUUAAGCUUCAUACUGUCAGUAGUACCUCUCGAUUGAAGAAAAAUUAGGCUGAAGUUAACUCUACCACAUUAUGAGACUCGAAAACACAACGUGAUCGUGACACAAAUGGAUUUACAUUAAUGUUAGCGUUUUUUCAUGCUAUUAAUUUCGCCCAAAUUAGAAAAGAAUUAUCAGCAAGAGUUAACAAUUCAUCAUACAAAACGGCCCUGUUGCUGACCUCAGCUUACAAAAUGUUAUUUGAAAACGGUGGCGUUUAGUUAAUGCAAGGCAUAAGAAUGGUUCGGAGAAUAACAUUCAGCUUCAUAUUGCGCUUGAAAUCGUUACAGUUAUUUUUAAAAAGUGUGACCAAGAGAUAAGCACAGGGCUCUAAAGCUUAAAAAAGAAACUCUUCCAAUGAAAAAAAAUAUUAGACUAGGGAGACUGAUAGACCGGCAAAAAUCAUUUCAGUGUCAGUUUUGAGAGACCAGUUUUAUUAUUCAAUCCGUUUUUAGUUCUGUUUUGUCUCCUUCCACAAUCCUUUGCCAAUCUAUUCAUUUCUUUUUGCUCCCACUAAAGGAAUCGUACCAAUCACUGUUAUUACGCACCGUGACAAACUGAGAACAGAAGAGGAUUGUGAAAAUGCCCUUUACGAAGCUUCAGCGGCUACUGGCAGUCCACCCAGUUACACUUUAUUUGUGGCUAACUACUGUAAAGACAACAGCCAUUGCAAUCCAGAAACAGAGCGAAUGAUCUUCGAUAUUCUACACUACGCGCUGCUGACGGCUGAGACUGCAGUGAAGAUCAUGAAACAGAAACAGAGAAACGAAGAAGAGGAUGAAGGUGAUCAACAAACCUUU
Messenger RNA from Porites lobata, 2064 nucleotides. NCBI's taxonomy places the organism in Eukaryota, Metazoa, Cnidaria, Anthozoa, Scleractinia, Poritidae. The record is from the annotation of a GenBank genome assembly.